UUAGCCAGAGCGAAGCGAGGAGUCCGGGGUCGACAUGUAGGAGUUUACCACACACUUCAAGACUUUGUUCCCACGCCUUAUCGUCUUUUCCUCAUGCUUUAAUUGUUUUUUUUUUGUUGUUGUUUUUUUUUUACUUUUUGAAGAGCACAACAGCGCCAUGUUUCUACGGGGCUCCAAAAAGCGAAGGUCAACGCGCUCUGAGGAGGAGGACCCAGACAAAGGGCAGCCCUGUAUGCGCUGUGGAGACCAGUGCCCCGGGUUCAGUGUGCAUGGAUGGAGAAAAAUCUGUGUUCACUGUAAGUGUGUGCGAGAGGAGCAUGCAGUGCGGGCUGUCCCGGGGCAGCUGGAGAAGAUGAUGAUGACCAAACUGGUGUCCGACUUCCAGAGACAUUCCAUCUCCGACGAUGACUCAGGCUGCGCCUCCGAGGAAUACUCCUGGGUCCCACCGGGUCUCAAGCCAGAACAGGUGUACCAGUACUUCAGCUGCCUGCCUGAGGACAGAGUGCCUUACGUGAAUAGUCCAGGAGAGAGGUACAGGAUCAAACAGCUGCUGCACCAGCUGCCCGCUCAUGACAGUGAGCCUCAGUACUGUAACUCUCUGGAUGAGGCAGAGAAGAAGGAGCUGCGUGCUUUCAGUCAACAGAGGAAACGGGACAAUCUGGGCCGAGGGGCAGUACGACCGUUCCCUGUGACAAUGACAGGAGCCAUCUGCCAUCAGUGUGGUAGACAGAUCAGUGGAGGGGACAUUGCUGUUUUUGCCGGUCGGGCUGGAACUGGCUGCUGUUGGCAUCCUCAGUGUUUCCAGUGUGCCUCCUGUAAUGAGCUGCUGGUCGACCUCAUAUACUUCUACCAGGAUGGACAGAUCUACUGCGGCCGGCACCACGCGGAGAGGCUCAAACCGCGCUGCCAGGCCUGUGAUGAGAUCAUUCUAGCAGAUGAGUGCACAGAGGCAGAGGGCAGGUACUGGCACAUGAAACACUUCUGCUGUUUUGAGUGUGAGGCUGCACUCGGAGGUCAGCGCUAUAUCAUGAGAGAGAGUCGGCCAUACUGCUGCUCCUGCUACGAGUCUUUGUAUGCAGAGUACUGUGACACCUGUGGGGAAAACAUAGGUAUUGACCAGGGCCAGAUGACGUUUGAGGGCCAGCAUUGGCACGCAGUGGAGGCAUGUUUCUGCUGUGCUCGCUGUCAUCUGCCCCUGCUGGGGCGACCCUUUCUGCCCCGAGCAGGGCUGAUAUUCUGCUCCAGAGCUUGCUCUUUGGGAGAGGACCCCAACAACUCUGACUCCUGUGACUCAGCUCUACAGAGCCGCUCUCCAUUAAACAGAAGACAUGUGACAGGAAGAAGCCAGCAGCAACACUGUUGUUCACCACUUCAACCACUAGAGGGCAUCCACUCCCAUGUAAUACCAGCAAGAGACUGCAUUUAUACCACAAUGAAAAACAGAGGCCCACACUACACUUUUAUAGAACAUAAUGGAGCACCUUUAUCCCGUCACCCUCAUUCCAGAGGCACGUACACCCCUCUCCCACACAUACACCUGGCAAACGGAAGGGGGCCCUCCUGGCCCCAUGAUAUCACACAUUAUGGUGUACCACCAGGACGCUGUGACAGUCCUCACUUUAACUAUUCCGAAAAUGAGAACAGAAUGAAUGGAGACAUUGGACAUCCACUUACCUGUAUCAAUUCAAGAGAGACUUCCACCACUAAAGACUGUAUUGCUUGGGUGGAAAAGACAAAUCAAGCAUUUCCAUCCCAAAACCAUCAGGACUCGCCUGACUUACCUCCAUCUGACUCUGAGCUGCCUCCUCCUCUGCCCACCAAGUCCCAUGAGCUCGUUUACAGAGAGUCUCCCACUGUGAAUGUGACUACUGAGCGACCCUCCGACUCCCCCACGCUCCUGUCCCGCGGUGGAACAACCCGGGUCAGUUUCAGGGAGCCAAUCAGCAGCAGCUAUUCUGUGGAGGAGGAAGAGGAGGAGGAGGAGGAGGAAGAAGAGCCUUAUGACAAGGAGGAGGAUGAUCAAACACAGGAAGUAUUUGGAAGCAGGUUACAUCUAAAGAAGGGCAUUCCACCUCAAAUGGAUCUGCUGGAUGGUUCACCGCACCAUCACCGCAGCCGUCGUAGAGGCUGGGGUCACUCCCGUGUGCCUUCUGACCCUUCUGUCCUCAUGGGGUCGGAAAGACGGCACCGACGUUCCCGAUCUGAACGCCCCCGACUGGACUCACUGGAGCACAGAGGAGAGAGAGAAAGGGAAAUCCGAGGUUCAUCCCACUCUCUGUCUAUCAGUCUUCAAACGGGACACUGCAAACAUGAGGACUCCUGCUCAACAUGCUCUUCAUCCUCAGAUUCAGAGGAGGAAGGAUACUUUUUGGGAAAACCUAUUCCCCUGCCCCCACAGCUCAGAGUGAACCAGCAAAGCACACCGAUACCUCCACCUGGGAGCAAAGAGGGACCCAAAGAAAGUGGAUUUCGCGGGAGUUUCAGGCGCAGAAGGGCUCACAGCCUCGGGGCGAAAGACAAAGAUAAAAACUGUGCCAUUUCCUAACCUCUUAUGAAUGAGUAGAUGCAGAGUAUGUAUGGAGCGAUCACAUCUGGUAUGGGAUGUCACAAUAUAAAAUGUUUACGUUACAAUUACAGAAAAACACUAUAAUUUAAUGAUUAUUCACAAUUAUUCACACCAUGACCAAACAACAGUGAAAUCCUUCCUGUCACUUCUCAUGCCUAAUAUUGCCAUUCCUCUAGUAUGUGACCAGUUUUAUUCAAUCAAAUUUUCUUAGUGAUAAUGUGACAUGAACAGCUAGAUAAAUAAUGCACUCUAAUCGUAGUUUUUGAACAAUAGAUAGAAUGGAAAUACUUAAUUUUUCUUCUGAAUUGGUCACAAUUAUUUUUUCCCCUCAUAUAAUAUUGUGACCUGAAUAAUCAUGAUUACUGAUUAACCAAAUACUCUUGGGAUCUCUGGUCUGACAUAGUCAUAAAACCAAGUAGAAUAAGAAAAGGUUCUGAAAGGGGAAGUGUAUUGCCAACUACUACAUACUACUGUUUUAGUUGAAACCCCUUAGAUGAAAGCUGAAACGUCAUCAAAUAAUCAAAAAUCUUAGUACAUACAACUACCUGUUGAUAUUGAUAACUGCCUUUACUUUAAAUGCAGCCACCAAUCCAGAAAUACUCAGGACACCUCUGUAACUAAAUAAUUUUGUAGAAAACUUUGUAUUCAUGUAUGAUUUGUGACAAAGUAUUUGUAAGUCAAGCCAAGUCUGUCUUAAGUUUGUUUGAACUAAAGGUGUGUUACAGUGGGCUGUUUAACAUAACUAUAUUUACAUAUGCAAAGUCCAACGGCAAACUGACGAGAUACUUGGUGGUUUUAUGCACAUGAUAUACACUGGCUAUAGUGUUGUGAAAGAAUACAGUUUCUUUUAAAUUACUGUAUGGUUUUAGUGCAAUGUGGUGUGGCCUUUGUGCUGUAAAUAACUAUUACUUUUGUGUUGCAUUUGUAACAGAUUUGUACGAAGUUUAUUGUUAAUUAUCCAACUCAGAAGCAUAUUUUUAUAUAUUUGGUGUGGGGUUAUUUGCCUUGAGGAUAUGUUUUUUAUAGUCUUAUUUCUGAUGUGCAAGCAAUGUAUUGUGAAUGAAAAAUCACCUCAGUAAUUUAGGUUAAUUAGGUUAAUAAAAUAAAGUAAUAAAUUAUUUAA
This is a messenger RNA of Boleophthalmus pectinirostris (great blue-spotted mudskipper), 3689 nucleotides long. RefSeq names its product prickle homolog 3 (gene prickle3). The transcript has 11 exons. Gene Ontology annotation, molecular function: zinc ion binding. Bases 158 to 2545 code for a protein of 795 amino acids. NCBI's taxonomy places the organism in Eukaryota, Metazoa, Chordata, Actinopteri, Gobiiformes, Gobiidae. The record is from RefSeq and is a predicted model, not a curated record.